GCCGCUCGGUUCGGGGCUGAGCAGGAUGCUGUCAGGCCGAGGAGACGCACCGACCUAACGGGAGAAACCGCAGCAGCAUCCUUUGUUUGCGGGACCGGAGGAGCAGCCGUGACUCCUGCUGACAACCUGCAGCAGCUGGAGGAGAGGCAGGAAGAGUCCACCUCCGACAGCCAGUGAGGAGAGCAGAGGAGGAGGGAGGAGGCCAGAGGCUUCAAGCAGAUCGACUGCAGGUUGGAGGACAGACUCUGCUCUGGGUGACGAAGCUUCUUCUUUUUGGCCUCUGGGUUCACCCCUGUGCAGCGCAGCUCUGGAACACUCUGGAUCGCCCCGUGACGCUCUUUGAGACUCCGUCACAUUCCAUGAGACUUUGUAAUGCUCUGUGAUGCUCUAUAACACCUAAUGAUGCUCCGUGACGCUCCGUGACCCUCUAUAACGCUCCGUGACGCUCUGUGUGACACUUGGUGAUGCUCUAUGAUGGUCCAUGACCCUCUAUAACACUGAUGCUCUGUCACAUUCCGUGACUCUCUAUAACGCUCCGUGACCCUCCGUGACGCUCCGUGACCCUCUGUGACCCUCCGUGACCCUCCGUGACCCUCCGUGACCCUCCGUGACCCUCUGUGACCCUCCGUGACCCUCCGUGACGCUCCCUGACCCUCUGUGACCCUCCGUGACCCUCCGUGACCCUCCGUGACCCUCCGUGACCCUCCGUGGCGCUCCGUGACCCUCCGUGACCUUCCGUGACCCUCCGUGACCCUCCGUCCUGUCCUCGUCUUCGUCCCUCCCUCUGAGGUCCUGGGCUCUCCAUCCAGUGCUCAGUGGCUGGAUUCGGUGGGAGUUUUGCUACAGAGCUGCUUCCGGGGACUCGUCUGACUCGGGCGAUGCAGGAGUGUGUGUGACUGGUCGCUGACCCCCCCUCCCCCUCCCCCCUCCCCCCUCCCCCCACUGAUGAGGAGAGCCGGGGGCUUCGUCUCUUUUUGACCCUCUCUUUCUACGCCUUGAGUCUUCAUGCUUUGGGGGUCCUCCGGUGCCCCCGCCCUCUGUCGACCCCCCUUCACCCGUUGCCACCACGGCCGGCCACCCCAGUCGCCUUGUUGCCAUGCCAACAGAGACUUUGGCUCCAGCCCUGCCAGAUAGCAAGGCCGCCGGCCCUGCGGCGCAGUUCAGCUCCGCCGUCCCCCUCCGAAUCCUCAACAAGGGUCCCGACUACUUCAGGAGACAGGUGGAACCGAACCCGAAGCGCCUCAGUGCUGUCGAGAGGCUGGAAGCCGACAAGGCCAAGUAUGUCAAGAGCCAGGAAGUCAUCAACGCCAAGCAGGAGCCCAUCAAGCCGCCCGUGCUGGCCAAGCCUCCCGCCGGACACACCCUCCUGGCCAAGAGAGGCUCCGGGAUUGGUGGAGGAGGAAACGGGGGCGGGCUCCCUUUCAAGGCUUCCAAUAACAACGCCAAGGCCGACACGUGUCCCACCGUCAGCGGCAGCAGCAAGCGGGAGAACCUGAACCUGGAGAUCCAAAACCUUCUCAACUCGUCGUCCUCGUCGGGAGCCAGAUCUGACGGCCGAGGGGGCGGAGCUAAGAGCGCCGUGCUGAUGAGGUCCUCCGGGGGAUUGGCCAGGAGCUGGACGCCGUCAGGGAUGCCGCUAACGUACCGAUCCACCAUGACUCUGAACGAGCCGCCGGCGGACUCGGCGCCCAGCCCCAGCACCUCGCACUCGCUCCGGUCCUUCUCCCAUUCCCUCAAGGUGCCGCCGGUGAACAGCGGGGGGCGCCAGCCCCAGCAGGGAGGAAACCUCAACCUGAGCAGACGGGGAGGCGAGGGGGGGGUUCUGGAGCGCUCCCGCUCGCCGCUGCCGCCGCUGCUCACCUCCCACUCCUCCUCGGACCUCCUGCGGCUCUGCAACGGCAAGCCGCUCCGCGCCGCCCGAUCCAGCAGCUCCUCGGCCCCGCCGCUGCCCCCCAAGCCCAACCCCGCCUCCCUGCCCCCCCCGUCCCUGUCCCUGCCCCCCCCCCGGCCCGCGCCCUCCCCCCUGCCCUGCGACAACAGCCUCCCCCCGCAGUCCCUGCCCUGCGAUCCAGACCCGUCCGGCUCCGCCGACCCCCCCGUGGAGCUGGAGCUGGGCUCCUCCGUGGCUCGCCGCUCCUCUCUGCACAGGUCCAAGUCGGACCUGUCGGACCGGUACGCCCGGGCCGGCGCCGACGUGGAGCGCUUCUUCAACUACUGCGGCCUGGACCCCGAGGAGCUGGAGGCGGUGGGGCCGGAGAACUUCGCCAGGGCCAACUCGGACAUCGUCAGCCUGAACUUUCGCUCGGCCUCCAUGAUCUCCUCCGACUGCGACCGCUCCCGACGCUCCUCCAACGACGGGCUGUCGGACGGGGACGAGGGCGAGGACGAGGAGGAAGAGGCCGGCGAGCGCGUGCCCUACGGCAUCUCGGCCGUGGAGCGAAACGCUCGCGUCAUCAAGUGGCUGUACAGCAUCAAGCAGGCGCGAGAGACGCAGAAGGUGUCCCAUGUCUAGAAGCACUGCAGGGAGGGACGGGUUCGGCUGGACCACCUCCGAGGGGGGCGGGGGGACCGUCACCCGGAGGCUGAACUGAGGAUCUGUCAGAGUGUGUAGAUGGAUGGAUGGAUGGAUGGAUGGAUGGACGGAUGGAUGGAUGGAUGAAACAUUGACCGAUAUCAUGCUGAGACAGACUAGUUACUUCCUCCGUGGACACAGAACGAAGCAGCAGACCGGAGUGGUGUGUAACGACCACGCAGACGGCGUGGCGGCUCAUCAGACGCCGCCGCUCACAGUGUAGCCCGCGUUCACUCCGGUUCUUCUUCCACAGCGACGAGCUGCAGUCUUCCUGCCGCUCACCUCCAGCCUCCGAGAAACAGCCAGCAUCACAUUCAGCCUCCCGCGUUCCCAGUAACAUUUCACGACACUCUCACAUCCACAGAGGCAUAGAACGACCCGCUUAGCCUGGAAGUCCCAGGUGGAAAGGAAGAGGUCCAGAGUCAGAGGUGGAGGCGCUCUGCUGCCACCAGCUGGGUGGAGGAAGAACAGGAGCGAUUAGACAGACGAGAGGCCAUUCUCCAUGCUGAGGUGGGAACUUCCUGUUGGGAAGGGUCUCCAAACCUACAGCAGCUUCACUAGAAACUGCGUCAUGGUGAGCUGAGCCAGUUCAUCCGAAGCUGUACAGGAACCUUCCAAUAGAAAACCCAUUUUAAUUAUGAAAAAGAUGAAUGAAUGAAUGAAUGAACACGCGUGGUCAUUUCCAGCUCAUUAGACUCCAGCAGGUCUGGUUUCACCUGCAGCAGCAGAGCGUCAGGAGACACAUUCAGCUCCGCUCACACUUGUGGUUCAAGUCCACAGAAACAGAAACAGGACCCAGAUGAGAGCGGAGAAGCUUCUGGACGCUCAGGCAGAAGGUGCAGUCCCCUCUCCUCCAGCUGCUCGGUGAGCAGCGGUGUUCCUCUGCUGGAGCAGGAUCGGUCCGCUCCUCUGGCGCUACGAUCGCCGGAGAGCCACAUCAGCCCCACGUUUCCAGAGUGACCUUUGACCUGUCCUGCACGGUGUCCAGGGUUGUGGGACCGACCUGCUCCGGUCCACCGGGUAACCCGGCUGCUCGCCCGAGCCAGGCUUUGUGUGGAUGCUGGGAGAGGCUGAGCGGCGUUCGUGACGAGGCCUCGCCCAAGAAGCUUCAGAGCCGGGCCGUGUGGGUACAUGAACCUGUGUGAAAUCUGAGCUUUAUGUUAAAAAUAAACUAAAAGAACCUUUGAAACCCUGAAUCCUGCUGCAGGACUGAUUCUGUCAGCUGCUGUGAGACCCGCCUCGUGUCCAGCAGACCUGGAACCUGACGUCUCCUCUCUCUAGUCUCUCUAGUUCCAGAAACAGUAGAACAUUUCAAAGCGUAACGCCAACAGGCGCUUCAUGACAGAGAGACGGAGUGAAAACCAGCUAUAGGACCGACAUUCCCAUUCAGACCAUCAACGUUCCUCUUAUUGAUCAUUGAUUCUUCACUGUGUGACCAACAUUCAGAGUAUUGAUCAGGCUUUGAUCAAACCAUUUAGUAACUGUCUGCUCCAGACUGUUAGAUUCGUGUGUGUGUGUGUGUGUAUGUCCUGGCCACAGUGCAGCUCUGACC
Molecule: messenger RNA, 4124 nt
Organism: Salarias fasciatus (jewelled blenny)
Lineage: Eukaryota; Metazoa; Chordata; Actinopteri; Blenniiformes; Blenniidae
Gene: fam110b
Product: family with sequence similarity 110 member B
Source: RefSeq, a predicted model, not a curated record